Colletotrichum phormii is the source of this 471-nucleotide messenger RNA. RefSeq lists its product as uncharacterized. The transcript has 3 exons. The coding region runs from base 1 to 471 and encodes 156 amino acids. The record is from RefSeq and is a predicted model, not a curated record. Lineage: Eukaryota; Fungi; Ascomycota; Sordariomycetes; Glomerellales; Glomerellaceae. Gene Ontology annotation, molecular function: oxidoreductase activity.
AUGUUUUUCACGAUUCCCAGUUCUCAUAUCAGCAAAAUCCCACCAUGGAUUGUUGUGACAGCAGUUAUCGUUGUUAUUGCCAGCUACGUACUAUCUGUCAAACAUGUACGUUACCGCCGGGAAAUGCAUAUCGAAGCUCCGUUCACUAUGGGUGGGCGCGAGUUGUCGAGCAUGACCGUCAAAGAGUCCCACGACAUCAUUACCCAACUACAAGAACUCGAGUUCCCAUACGCCUUCUCCAAGGCUCGAAAGCUGGCUCUUCUCAAGGCUGGAAGUAUUCCGUCAAUGUCCAGACUCUUUGCAGUGACGGGCCAGAACAACAAACGGAACGCGGGAAAACGGUCAAUCGACACGGAAAUUCUUCUUAGAGAAGUGCAGUCCAAAGCAAGAGACUCAGAUCGAUACGCGAUGUCUGUGGCAAGGAUGAGUUUCCUAUACGUCCAUGAAUCCCAGACCUAUCUAUCAGAUUAA